UGCAUUGGAACAAUCCAUCGUUGAGAAGUGAUUACGAAGACAGUUCCGGAAUGUCCCUGUACUACACUCCAGUGUUACGGCCUUAUAAUCUCGGAAACUUGAUGAUAGGAGAAAGUCAAUUCAGUAUCCCACCCGGAGAAUCUCGUCAUAUCAUAGAGUCGGAGUGCAGUUCCACGUGCUCUGAUCGAAUCAUGACCAGCUCUGUAAACGUCGUCAGUGGUCUGAACCACAUGCAUUACAUGGGUAGAGAAAUGACUACUUUUCACACACCUGCUGGUGGUGCUGAGCGGGCUAUAAUGGCUGACCCUCAUUAUAGUUAUGAUAACCCCGUAGUUCAUAUCUUUGAGUCUCCAUUAGAAAUCAAGAAAGGCGACGUGCUAAGGGCAAAGUGUUCUUUCACUUCAUCACGAAAAAACGCAACAACCUUCAGCGGAGAAGCAACUUCACCAGAAAUGUGUUUCGGAUUUUUGUUUUACUAUCCAAAAGAAUCCAUAAUUACAAACCAGUGCACUACUUUGAUGGGUUUGCCAGGGUGUUCCAUAAAUCAUGGAACUGACUUAAUAGACGGAUGCCAACUCAAGUCGUUCUUCGAAGACUCUGCGUAUUUUACACAAGUGUUUACAGAGCUCACCCAGCGAUGUGAAACCUUCUUGUGCCGCAAGGAAUGCAAAACCUACGUCCAGGAACUAAGAGAGAAUCCUUGUUUCCAAGGCAGGGUAAAAGCAUACGUCGAUCGUGUUUUCAGCUUUUACGUUGGUGUAAAUGAAAUGGCUCUCUACCAUUCCUGUGAUACCGAGCUCGCACUUGAGGCUGCAGGACCGUGUACAUGUACAACAGAGUCACCAAGACCAUGUGUAGAGUACACUGGAGCAGCUGUUUCUCACCAGACGUCGCUUUAUCUGCUUCUGGUAGCUAUGGCUACAGUAUAUUCAAUGUAGCAGAAGUGUACAUUUCCGUUCAAUUUACCGCACAUAUAGUAACCUCCUUCAAGUAUGAUUCGCCAAUACAGAUGUAUAUACUUUCUGAUUGUUAAGGACAAAAGCAUUUUUAUUUUAUAGCUUGUAUACCAAAAAAGACAUUAGUACCACUAAAGAAAUUUAGAAUAGCGAAAUGAUGCCCGAUUCUCAUGUUGACAAAACGUUCUAAACCUGUUUUUGAUCCACGUAUUAUAUUACGUAAAACAUUAUUCAACUCCCUCUACAACAGUUGUGAAUAUAAAAUAUUGAUAAAUGUAUAGUAUACUGUCCUAGUGUCUUUCCCGUCCUCCUGAAAUAGACAUACAUUUAUACAUAUGAUAAUUAAAAUGUAAUUGCUUUAAUAUGAUCUAUAUGUGUUCAAUUUAGUUAAAAAUAUUUUUGCUGCUUCCAAUGCAAACCUAGAGGACUGUGCACCAAGCAGUUUCUUACAAUACAUUGAAUUCAAACAUAAAUCUGUGUUCAUUAUGAGGUGUAACCCAUGGUACAUUUUAAUUUCACUUCGAUAUAACCCUUUUUUUUCAACACAAAUAAUAUUUCCCCAUACAUGUAAUUUUGAUACAUGUACAUCCCUAACAGGGACUAUGGUAAGAUAAACACGAGUCUUUAACUUGUAAUUAUAAGAAACCUGUACAAACAGCUUCUCAAUGUAAGAAACUAGAUUUGUUGAAAGGUUUUCUAUGAAAUUUUAUUAUUUUGUCUUCUGUAAAUAUAACUCAAAGGAUAAUAAUAUACUGGAACUACGUUUUACUCAUAUUGUUAACAUGUUGAUAAUUGAUAAAUAAAAUAUUAAUAACAGCAAAA
Messenger RNA from Mizuhopecten yessoensis (Yesso scallop), 1778 nucleotides. Its product is annotated as DBH-like monooxygenase protein 2 homolog. The transcript is spliced from 4 exons. Bases 51 to 938 code for a protein of 295 amino acids. NCBI's taxonomy places the organism in Eukaryota, Metazoa, Mollusca, Bivalvia, Pectinida, Pectinidae. Gene Ontology annotation, molecular function: dopamine beta-monooxygenase activity. The record is from RefSeq and is a predicted model, not a curated record.